This is a messenger RNA of Rotaria sordida, 519 nucleotides long. The record is from the annotation of a GenBank genome assembly. Lineage: Eukaryota; Metazoa; Rotifera; Eurotatoria; Philodinida; Philodinidae.
AUGAUACUUGCGCAUGAAUUUGGCAAUGAACAUCGUAGUGGUUCAAACAACAGAUGCAUUCAUUGUGCUCAUCUACAAUGCAAAGAAGGUGAAGUUGAAGAAGACGAUAUUGAAGUAGUAGUUGACGAAGAAGACAUGAUAAAAGAAGAAAUUGAAGUCGAAGAAAUUAAACAAGAAGAAAUUAGAGAAAAAAUGAUUUUUCAAUAUCCUCUUAACGAACAAGAUGAUUCUAACAAAUAUAUACUUCCUCACUAUGCCACUUCAACUGGAACAGAACGAGGAGAAAAAAGACCCGCUCCUUUAGUUCCUGAAUGUCAAGUUAAAAAGAGUAUGGCUGAUCAUCAUUCAUGCGAAGAACGAGCUUUAAAUACUACUUCCAACUAUAUUGACCAACCAAAAUUCGUCAGUGCGGCUGAGAUAGCUGCUGCAGCUCGUGCGAAUGUUCAUAUGGCGCCUGAAAUUUCUGAUGAAGAAUUGCUUGAAAUGGCUCUUAAAUUCGAAAAAGAAAAUCCCCAAUAA